GAUCGUUUUCAGUAUUUUUAAAUAAACCAUAAGCAAUGGAUCGCUGGCAGCAGAAAAUCGCCGUUGUUACUGGAGCCAGUUCUGGCAUAGGCUGGGCCAUAACCCAAGAACUUUUAAACUCAAAUAUGAUAGUCCUAGGUCUAUCGUUGAGUUUAAAAACUGAGCAGGAUAUAACAAAUGAACUAAGCCACCAACAAAGUUUAAAUUUUUUUCAAAAACAAUGUGAUUUGUCAAAGCUGGAGUCUUUAAAGUCAGCCUUUCAAUGGAUUGCUGAAAUAGCAAACAACAAAAUCCAUGUUUUAGUCAACAAUGCUGGUAUGUGUGAAUUUUCCCGGCUGCUAGAUGAGGACAAUGAAGAGUCUCUUAGGCGCAUGAUUGAUGUAAAUCUAAUGGCCGCGGUAUAUUGUACCAAGGAGGGCUAUAAAUUAAUGAAAAAUUCUAUGGCUCUAGACGAGGAGUGUCAUGUUAUUAAUAUUUGCAGUCUUCUGGGCCACCACAUAAUGCCUCAUAUACCCCAGUGUGGUUUUAAUUUAUAUCCGGUAGCUAAGCAUGCUUUAAGGGCCACCAAUGAGGUUUUGAGAAGGGAAUUAUCGGAAGAUAAAUUAGUGCGUUUGUCGUCUCUUAGUCCCGGCAUUACGGCUACCAGAUUUGGCUCUUAUUUAGACAAACCCUCACACUUGACAGAUUUACCCGAUUUUCCGAAUCUAUUGCAGCCGCAAGAUAUAUCCAGGGCAGUGAAAUUUAUUUUGGAGUCUCCUUUGCAUGUGACAAUAGCGGAAAUGUUGAUAGUGCCCACUUCAGAGAAAUAUUAGAGUUAGAGGAAAUAAAUAAAUUUAAGAAAUUGA
Molecule: messenger RNA, 845 nt
Organism: Calliphora vicina (urban bluebottle blowfly)
Lineage: Eukaryota; Metazoa; Arthropoda; Insecta; Diptera; Calliphoridae
Product: farnesol dehydrogenase-like
Exons: 2
Coding region: 36-812 (258 amino acids)
Source: RefSeq, a predicted model, not a curated record